AGACAUGCUUUUGAUCUGACGUCCAGGCGUCUGCGCUGCUAAAGUCUAAACGUGUCCUGCUCUGGAAGACAGCAUGAAGAGCUUCACCAUCAGCCGCUUCCAGCUGACUGCCAUGACAACAGGUUUGGUUCUGCUCUGUCUGGGAGGUUCAGGUCUGGAACUCAAUCCCAGCGUUCCAGAGGUAAUUCUCUCCAUCAACUCGUCCUUCACCAUCACCUGCUCCGGCUGGAGGAACGUCUCCUGGCACUACAAGCGGGAGGAGAAUGUUCCGGCGUUUCACACCGAGGCGCGAAGUCCCACCUCCAGUGUUCUGAGUCUGGAGCAUGUGACGUGGACACACACCGGGGUUUAUGUGUGCUCUGAAAACGGGACAAAUGAGACCAGAGAGGUGGCUGUGUUUGUGCCUGAUCCGGAGGUGUGGUUCCUCAACAACGAUCACAACAUGGUGACUAAGACGCGAGAGGAAAGCACGAUCCCCUGUCUGGUGACGGACCCGUCGAUAAACGUCACGCUGUACGAGAGAGACACAGAGAUAGUGGUGGAGGGCUCGUACAACCCCAGUGUGGGCUACACCGCUGCCCUGGACGACAGAAACUACAUAUGCAGAGGAGAGCUGAACGGCCUGGAGAAAGAGUCCAUCCCGUUCUACGUCUUCAGUAUAUUUGCUCCCGAGGCUCUGGAUCCCUACAUCAACGCCUCCAAAACGGUCCUGAAACAGGGUGAGACGCUGAACGUUAACUGUACCGUUCACGGCGUGCAACUCGUCUUCUUCAAAUGGGACUUUCCCAACCAAGACGAGGACGACAUUGAGCCCUUGACUGACGUCCUGUCGUCCAUGAGCAUGCGGUCCUGCCUCAACAUCACGAAGGUCUCGCUGGCCAGAUCAGGACAGUAUGUUUGUCAUGUGCAUGAGGGUGUGGGGGAACACACAGCUUCAGCCAGUAUUGACAUCACCGUUCUGGAAAGAGGUUUCGUGGCUCUUACUUCACAUCUGGACAGGAACGUCUCGGCGCACCUGGGAGAAAACGUGGAGUUAAAGGUUGAGAUCGAGGCGUAUCCCAAACCCAUCGUUCGCUGGUCUAAAGAAGGCACUGUUAUUCGAGGACACAACACGAGACAGGAACAGGAGACCCGGUUUGUCAGCACUUUGACCCUGGUCAGGAUCCGACUGGAGCAGAUGGGUCUCUACACUGUUAGCAUCCAAAAUGAAGAUGACAUUAAAGAGAUGACCUUUGACCUAGAGGUGAAAGUUCGUCCUCAGAUCACUGAACUCUCCGACCAUCACCUGCCUGGAAAGAAGCACGCGGUCACCUGUGUGGCGGAGGGGGUGCCGUCUCCCAGCAUUCAGUGGUUCAGCUGUGACAGCAUGACCAAGUGCAGUAACAGAAGUGCUGUGUGGAGCCCCCUGGUGGAGGAUCCCGAGAGUGUCUCCAUCCAGACUAAUGUCACCUACAACAACACACGCAGGAUCCACCAAGCGCACAGUCAGGUGACCCUCCUCCGGCCACAGCUGGUCACCAUCCGCUGUGAGGCCAGCAAUGAGAGAGGAGCUCGAGCCAGAGACAUCAGACUGGUCAACAACACGUUGUUUUCCCAGGUGGCAGUUCUGGCCGCUGUCUUAGCACUGGUGGUCAUCGUCAUCAUCUCCAUCAUCAUCCUCGUCGCUGUGUGGAGGAAGAAGCCACGGUAUGAAAUCAGGUGGAAGGUCAUUGAAUCGGUCAGUUUAGAUGGACACGAGUACAUCUACGUUGACCCCAUUCACCUGCCCUAUGACCUGGCCUGGGAGAUGCCACGGGACAGUCUGGUUCUGGGUCGUACGUUGGGAUCUGGAGCGUUUGGGCGUGUUGUCGAGGCGACGGCGCAUGGCCUCAGCCGUUCCCAAACCACCACUAAAGUGGCAGUGAAAAUGCUCAAAUCGACCGCACGGAGAAGCGAGACACAAGCUCUGAUGUCUGAACUCAAGAUCAUGAGUCACUUGGGUCCUCACCUGAACAUCGUCAACCUGCUGGGCGCCUGCACCAAACAAGGUCCAUUAUACCUGGUGACAGAAUACUGUCGCUAUGGCGAUCUGGUGGACUACCUGCACAGGAACAAGCACAGCUUCCUCCAGUCCUACGCCGACAAGAACCACAUCACCAACGGCAGCCUGAUCUGUAACGAUAGUGACGUGCCAACCGGGAAAGAAUAUGUGUCGUUCGGCAGCGAGUGUGAUGGAGGAUAUAUGGACAUGACUAAAGACGAGCAGAUGGAGUAUGUGCCGAUGCAGGAGCUCGCAGACUCUAUCAAGUAUGCAGAUAUACAGCCAUCACCCUACGAGUCCCCAUACCAGCAGGACAUCUACCAGGAGCAAGGUCACAGGGUGGAUCAUUCUCUGGUCAUCAGCGAUUCUCCGGUUCUGAGCUACGGUGACCUUGUUGGUUUUAGUUACCAGGUGGCCAAAGGCAUGGAGUUCCUGGCCUCAAAGAACUGUGUCCAUCGAGAUCUGGCAGCAAGAAAUGUUUUGAUCUGUGAGGGCAAACUGGCCAAGAUCUGUGACUUUGGACUGGCCAGAGACAUCAUGCACGACAACAACUACAUCUCCAAAGGCAGCACGUUUCUUCCUCUGAAGUGGAUGGCGCCGGAGAGCAUCUUUCAUAACCUGUACACCACUCUGAGUGACGUCUGGUCUUACGGCAUCUUACUGUGGGAGAUUUUCACUCUGGGAGGAACCCCGUAUCCAGACCUGCCGAUGAACGAGUUGUUUUACAGCGCUCUGAAGAGAGGUUUCCGCAUGGCCAAACCCUCAUACGCCAACGAGGACAUUUAUGAGGUCAUGAGGAAAUGUUGGGAUGAGAAGUUCGAGAAGCGUCCAGAGUUCUCCUUUCUGGUGCACACGAUGGGGAACAUGCUCUCAGACGGAUAUAAAAAGAAAUACUCUCAGGUGAGCGACAGCUUUCUGAAGAGCGAUCACCCUGCGGUGGCUCGUGUGAAGCCGCUGGUCCCCUCUCCGUUCCCGGGUGCCUUCUCUCUUGAGUCUCCCACCUCAGAUGAAACCCCAAACCCGAGCCCGCGCCCGCAGGCCGACGGAGAGGCUCCACACAACGAGUACAUCAUCCCCAUCCCCGACCCCAAGCCAGAGGAGGAGCCCCAGUACGAGCCUGUGCUGACGGAAACCCCCUCGAGCUCUUUAAGUUCUGAUGAUGAGACGGUCUCCAUGGAAACCCCGAGUACUGAACCCGAGCGAGAGGAACUCCUGCCGGAACAUUCUGGAAGUCCAGAAGUGGAGGAGAGCUUCCUGUGACACAUUCCUACUUCCUGUCACAUGAAGUAAUUUUAAUGUACAUUUUGAGCAGAUUUUUUUACAAAUUGUAUGCAUCAAUUCAAAAGAAAUGUUCAUAAAUACAUCAGAAUGAUAUGCUAGAUUUCCUCGUGUGCUUUUAAAGGACCGUCUGUGAAGGUUGAGGCUUGAACCAGAUCAGUUUUUCAU
This is a messenger RNA of Rhinichthys klamathensis goyatoka, 3466 nucleotides long. RefSeq names its product platelet-derived growth factor receptor, beta polypeptide (gene pdgfrb). Gene Ontology annotation, biological process: cell chemotaxis; protein phosphorylation; multicellular organism development. The record is from RefSeq and is a predicted model, not a curated record. The transcript is spliced from 23 exons. Lineage: Eukaryota; Metazoa; Chordata; Actinopteri; Cypriniformes; Leuciscidae. The coding region runs from base 74 to 3280 and encodes 1068 amino acids. Gene Ontology annotation, molecular function: ATP binding; platelet-derived growth factor binding; platelet-derived growth factor beta-receptor activity. Gene Ontology annotation, cellular component: signaling receptor complex.